This is a messenger RNA of Zeugodacus cucurbitae (melon fly), 2714 nucleotides long. Its product is annotated as zinc finger and SCAN domain-containing protein 12-like. Gene Ontology annotation, biological process: regulation of transcription by RNA polymerase II. Lineage: Eukaryota; Metazoa; Arthropoda; Insecta; Diptera; Tephritidae. Gene Ontology annotation, molecular function: zinc ion binding; DNA-binding transcription factor activity, RNA polymerase II-specific; RNA polymerase II transcription regulatory region sequence-specific DNA binding. Gene Ontology annotation, cellular component: nucleus. The record is from RefSeq and is a predicted model, not a curated record. The transcript is spliced from 4 exons. Bases 121 to 2475 code for a protein of 784 amino acids.
UGGCAACGUGAACAGCUGUGCCACUAUUAUCAUGUUGUUGGAUUUUCUCAAGUAAACAAACCUUUUAUAAACAAAUUUUAAACAAAUAAUUCGAAUUCAAUAUAAAUUUAUUAAGAAAAUAUGGAAGUAUGCCGCAUUUGUGGUGGUGCCGAGAGCCUCAAAUGUUUUCAGGAGAAUGAGCAACUGACGGAACUACUAACAGUUUGCGCGAACAUUACAAUAAACGAAAAUGACUACUUACCAAAACAUAUUUGCGCACAAUGUGAGACUGGUUUGCGUUUUUCCUACCAGUUGCGUAAACAAAGUGAAGAAACUGAAAAGCGCUUGCGACAGGAAAUGCAACCACAAUCCACCAAUAGUACAACAAUUGAUAUUCUAGAUGAAUUUAGUGCGCAUGAUGUAGAUGAAUUUGUACAAACGACUGAUCUAAUCACACAUAAAAGCCUGAUUUCAGAAAUAAAUAUCAAUAUUUCAACUACAACGAAAGAAACGGAUUGCUUAUUCGGCGAUGAAGAGCACACACAGGAGGUAAUUGCGUCCACAAGCCUAAGUAUGGAAAUUGAAGAGCAUCAGAACAUUGUGGAAAUAUUAGAUGACGACAACGUGCCUGAAUUAACAGAUGAAGAGCGUCUCCGAUUGGAUUUGCAGAAGCGCGGUGUAUUUAUGCAGAAACGCAUUGUGCCAAUAGAAAACGAGACAUUAAAAGAAAUAACUGAAAGACAGCAGGUAAUUGCAGAGAAGCGUAUACAAUUGGAUAUUGAAACGUACACGGAUGAAUUUAACGAUGGAGAAGUGCCGACGGAGGAAUGUUUGGACAUUUUAAGUAAUGAGAUACACGAAGUUCAUGAGGAGGAUGAUAUUAUUGAAGUUAUUGAUGAUGAUUCAACGCCAGUGCCAUUUACGGGUGAAGUUGUAUGCGAAGCGCUGAAUUCACAUGAAUAUCAAGAUACGGACUUUAUAGAAGAGAUAAUAUCUUCAGACGAAGAAGAUUUGAAUGCGGAUAAGUGCAUAGACGACCAAACAGAUAUUGUAUAUGAAGAAUCCGUUGAGGAUAUUGACGAGGCCAUCAAUAUAGAUGACUGUCAAAUGCACUUUAUGAAAGAAGAAUGCAAUGCUAUUGACGGUAGUGAAACGUACCUUGAAAAUGAAACGGUUAAAAUGCAUGAAAAUGAGUUCAUCGAAACGAUAAUAGAUGAAGACAGUGGAGCACAUAAUAAUGCGGGUACAGGGAAGGAGAUAUGCUCAUACACCUGCUCAACUUGCGACUUGCAAUUGUGUACACCUACCGAAUAUCGUGAACAUAUCAAAACUCACGGGGAAAAGCGUUUCCACUGCGAGCUAUGUGAUAAGUGGUUUCCGCUACGUAGCCGCUUGGAAAGGCAUCUACAGUCGCAUGAGAAUAAAGUAAAACUGCAAUGUCCGCACUGUGAACGUACUUAUCAAACACGUUGCAAUUUAAUGCGCCAUAUACGUACAGUACACGAUAAAGUGGGUUAUAUAUGCGAUAUUUGCGGGCUGGUUUUCGGACGUACUGAUGUGCUCAAGAUACACAUGACCAAACAUACAAUGGAUGGUGAUCUGCAGUGCGAACAGUGUUCGAAACGUUUCAAUUCGAUAAACGCAUUGAAAACCCACAUAAAUUCUCAUCUAAAUUCAACAAAUGAUAGUCCGAAACCAGCGAAGCGUGCUGAGGCUGCUGCUGCUGGCGCUAAAAGCAAAAAGCUCUUCUACUGCCACUACUGCGGCAAGGAAUCCAAACAUCAUUUCACCCACAAAAUGCAUAUGCGCAUACACACACAAGAACGGCCGCAUAAAUGUGAAGCGUGCGAUAAGGCCUUCCGCACCAUGGCCGCACUGAUUACGCACGAGCGCAUACACGACGAUGCGCGCCCAUAUCAGUGCGAACACUGCCUGCUCUCGUUUCGUCAGCAAGGCCAUCUCAAGGAGCAUCGCAUGAUACACGAAGGCAUAACACCGCAUGUGUGUAGCAUUUGUCAACUGGCUUUUACCAAAAAGAACAAUAUGCUCGUGCAUAUGCGCAUACACUCGGGUGAGAAUCCCUACAAGUGCAUUAUUUGUGAUAAACAAUUCAAGAAAGCAACGCAAUUGCGCAAACACGAAAGUGAGGUGCAUAAGAAAAGCGCUACGGAGGAGAAUCUGAUGUCAUUAGAGAAAACCGGCGUUGAAGCGAAUGUGAAUGCAGGUGACAGUUUGUUUGUGGAUUUGGCAACAGAGUUGCUGUGCAGCAAUAGUAACAGUCUCGAGCUCAUCGAAACGGAGAAUGCCACGUCUAUUGAGGGUAGUGCCUUGAGUAGUGGCGGUUUCGACGACAUGCCAGAUGCGAUUAGAAAUGUUGUUUUAGAACAAACUCCGGCUGGUAAUGCAGCCAGUGAUUUUGUUGGUAUUGACAGUGGCGUUGUGUUGGUGGUGGAUGAUAAUGCGAAAUUUAAUAGUUUAUUUAUUAUGGAUGAUUGAUUUUACUCAAUAAUUUACUUUAAUGUUUUUACAAUUCUUUCCGCCAUUGCAUGCAAUCUUUUAAUUUUCUUGUAUUAGUUAGUAUUCGAGCUUUAUAUAUAGUAAUAAAAUUGUUUGUAUUCAUAUCAGGCAAUACGGGUACCACUUUUAAGAAUAUAAUAUAUUAUAGUUAUUUUAUAUUAUUCAUAUUAUAAUUAAUUUGACUUUUGAAAAUUACCCACUGGGCUAAAAUUUUUCUU